Molecule: messenger RNA, 640 nt
Organism: Danio aesculapii
Lineage: Eukaryota; Metazoa; Chordata; Actinopteri; Cypriniformes; Danionidae
Gene: mrpl27
Product: mitochondrial ribosomal protein L27
Exons: 4
Coding region: 22-486 (154 amino acids)
Biological process (GO): translation
Cellular component (GO): mitochondrial large ribosomal subunit; ribosome
Molecular function (GO): structural constituent of ribosome
Source: RefSeq, a predicted model, not a curated record
CGGGAAAGCGCCCACCACGUCAUGCUUACGUCAUUCAAGAUGGCGGCGCUCGCGUCCUUGCUGUUGCGAUCCAGAUCCUGUAUUCUGUUCAGUGAAACACCCACUGUUGUACUGGCAAGGUUUGCUUCAAAGAAGUCAGGAGGGAGCAGCAAAAACCUUGGAGGAAAAAGUACUGGUCGCAGAUACGGCUACAAAAAACAAGAUGGGAACUUUGUACAUGCAGGCAACAUCCUCGCUACACAGCGCAGGGGUUUAAUGCGCUGGCAUCCUGGAGCUCAUGUCGGUAUUGGAACCAAUAAAACACUGUAUGCCCUCGAGGAUGGUAUUGUCAGAUAUACCAAGGAGGUUUAUGUUCCUUUACCACGAAGUGCUGAAGCCAGAGAAGCCAUCCCACAGCUUCCUAAGGGAGCUGUUCUGUACAAGACCUUCGUCAACGUCGUUCCAACAAAACAGGAGAAUAAAUUUACAUUAGUGGACAUGGUAUGAAAAAGACUUUUCUCAACCUCACCUUGGUCCAGAUUAUUUUAAACUGGCAGGAACAUGGUCUCCUUUCAAAUGUGUUUAGAAAUUUAUCUGGAAUAUUUAAUUUCUUUGUACAGCUAAUGUAUGUUGUAUUCUAAUAAACAUGUUUACUCCGUAA